Messenger RNA from Perkinsus marinus ATCC 50983, 1116 nucleotides. Its product is annotated as tRNA methyltransferase complex GCD14 subunit domain containing protein. Gene Ontology annotation, cellular component: nucleus. Gene Ontology annotation, molecular function: tRNA binding. Lineage: Eukaryota; Perkinsozoa; Perkinsida; Perkinsidae. Gene Ontology annotation, biological process: tRNA N1-guanine methylation. Bases 1 to 1116 code for a protein of 371 amino acids. The record is from RefSeq and is a predicted model, not a curated record. The transcript has a single exon.
AUGCAGUGUUCAUCGCCGAGCACUCGUGGUGAGAUCUCAUCGACACCAUCGGCUGACAUAGAGAUGUCGAGCAACGAGUCUAUUGAUGCCAGUAUAUCGUCGUUCACACGUAAGCCGAAGUCGCAGAAGAAGCGCGAGAGGAAGGAGGCCCAGAGAGAGCAGCGUAAGGAGGUGCGUAAGAUGAAGAGGAAGGCUGUCAAGGAGCGGCGUCGUGAGGAGCGUAGGGACGAGCUUGCGGGUCUAAGCGCCGAGGAGAUCCAGGAACGGGCUGAUGCUGAGAAAGCCGAGCGCAUUGCUGAAAAGGAGCGGAGCGAGGCGCACAUGCAGGCGUGCUAUGACGAAGGCAAUCCAAUCAUCGCUUUCAACUGUGGCUUCACCGAUCAAAUGCAGGAAAAGGAGAUAACGUCCUUAGCGAAACAGUUGCAGUUGGCGUACAAUACACUAAAGCGGUCGAAGGAGUCCUGUGUGCAGUUCCAUUUGGUUGGGAUGGACUCUGCUCUGGAGACUCGCUUGCACCCACAGGGUUACGAGAACUGGAAGGUUCAUAUCGACAAGGGCCCUUAUUGGGACACAUUUGCAGGGCACGAUAUUGUAGUACUCACCCCUGAUGCCGUGGAAGAUUUGGAGGCGGUUGAGAAGGAUAAGGUGUAUGUAAUAGGGGGGCUUGUUGAUCGCACCAUCGCCAAGAAUGAGACCUUCAGCCAAGCCAAUAGGCUUGACCCAGCACCGGCGGCCGGGGGGAGCAUAGUAUUGCGAAAACUACCAGUACGAGAGUACCUACCCAAUGUCACUUUGCCGGUAUUGAAUAUCAACACUGUUGUUGAGAUUUUGUUUGCCGUUCUGGAAAAAGGAAGUAGUGCGUGGAGUGAGGUUUUGGAGAGUCUAGUACCACAACGGAAGCAACUCGGUGCGGGUGAAGGUCGGAAAGCUCGGAGGCUUGAACAUAAGCGGCAGAAGCGAAACGCUCUCUACGGAGCGGGCGAUGGAGCUGAUCCGAUUGCAAAGGUUUCGGAUACGGUGUGGUACGCUGGUAAUAACGUGAGGCCCCGAGAUGAGGAAAAUGAAGAUAUUGGGACUAAGUUACUGUUUGGGUUUCAGUCUGAUGAUUCUGAUUGA